AUGCAUGCCAUUAAGGAACUGAGGAAGAGAACGGGUGCACCAAUUGGGGCUGUAAAGAAGGCACUAGACGAAGAGAAGGGGGAUAUGGAGGCUGCGAUCGUUUACUUGCGCAAGAUUGGGGCAAGUAUCGCAGCAAAGAAAGCACACAGGGAUGCUUCCGAAGGAUUGAUCGGUAUCGCUAUCUCACCAGACAAGAGUCGCGCAUCAAUUAUUGAAGUCAAUUCUGAAACCGACUUUGUAGCAAGGACCCCGCAAUUUGUGCAGCUCGUGAAUCGACUUACAGAAUCUGCGUUGAACAAAGGACGGGUUGCCGAUUGUAACACAAUGAUAUCGUUAGACACACAACAGCUGCUGGAACAGGACGAGAACAAAGAAAUGGUACUCGGCGCAGUGUCAUCCCUGGGGGAAAACAUAGUUUUGAAGAGAGCUAACGUCAUGACCCUAGACUCUGCAUCGGGGGCAUUAUUUGGAUACACACACGGUUCGGCUGGAAUCGGGAGCGGACGAAUUGGUGCCCUAGUUGCUUUGAAAGGAGGGACGCUAAAUGAAGCGGGCCCGCGGAUGGCUAUGCAUAUCGCCGCCGCCGCGCCAAGUUACAUCAGCAUUGGCUCUAUUCCCCCUCAGGAUUUAGAAAGAGAGCGUUCAAUUUUAUUAGAAGCAGCUCUUGCCGAGCAAAAAGCUGGCGAUAAACCAAAGCCACCUGCAAUACUAGAAAGAAUGGCACACGGUCGGUUAAGAAAAUGGUACGCGUCAUCUGUGCUGGAAGAACAAGAAAUGCUCGUCGACAACCCCUCUUACAGCGGCGAGCCACGGGCAGUAAAGGAGUUUCUCAAGAAGGAGACCGCUGACUCGGAGAUUGUAGCUAUGUGUCGGAUGGUAGUUGGGGAGAAAUAG
Chondrus crispus (carragheen) is the source of this 894-nucleotide messenger RNA. RefSeq names its product Translation elongation factor EF-Ts, mitochondrial. The record is from RefSeq and is a predicted model, not a curated record. Gene Ontology annotation, biological process: mitochondrial translational elongation. Gene Ontology annotation, molecular function: protein binding; translation elongation factor activity. Gene Ontology annotation, cellular component: mitochondrial matrix. Lineage: Eukaryota; Rhodophyta; Florideophyceae; Gigartinales; Gigartinaceae. The transcript has a single exon. Bases 1 to 894 code for a protein of 297 amino acids.